Molecule: messenger RNA, 372 nt
Organism: Ostreobium quekettii
Lineage: Eukaryota; Viridiplantae; Chlorophyta; Ulvophyceae; Bryopsidales; Ostreobiaceae
Source: the annotation of a GenBank genome assembly
AUGUCAUUGGGAGUGUCAAUUCACCGGAGUGCGACUGGGCCUUUCGGCGCUCCCUCAUCAGGCACCAUUGAGGGUAGGUGGCUGUAUGACGGAGCAUCAUGGUUGACGUCGAAGGUGACUGGCUGCAGAGCUGUGGCUUCAGAUUGUUUGUGCAUAGCUCGCGAACUGGGCAGCAUUGAUGUUACCGGUGCAAGGAUUUGUGGUGAGGUAUUGCCUGCGUGUAAUCCAGAUGGCCAUUUGGGCAUUGAGCAACGAGGGCCUCCUCAAAGGUGGAAGUUGGCAAGAAGUCGGAAUGGCAAGGUUGUUCCUCUUGAAGUGAGAAACAAUCGGCUGAAUACCUUAAGCGACAUGAUUGGCACAUGUGGAGUGUGA